This is a messenger RNA of Rattus norvegicus (Norway rat), 823 nucleotides long. It is a transcript of the gene Tnfrsf13b, whose product is annotated as TNF receptor superfamily member 13B. Gene Ontology annotation, cellular component: membrane; plasma membrane. NCBI's taxonomy places the organism in Eukaryota, Metazoa, Chordata, Mammalia, Rodentia, Muridae. Bases 75 to 812 code for a protein of 245 amino acids. The transcript is spliced from 5 exons. The record is from RefSeq and is marked validated.
AGUGGUGUGGGCCAGGGCAGGCAGGAGGCUGGCGCUGUUGGCACAGGAGCGUGGAUUGGCGGCCAGGAGUGGCUAUGGCACUCUGCCCCAAAAAGCAGUACUGGGACUCCUUGAAGAGAACCUGUGUCUCCUGCGUGUUAACCUGCAGCCAGAGGAGCCAGCGCACCUGUACAGACUUCUGCAAAUUCAUCAACUGCAGAAAAGAGCAAGGCAAGUACUAUGACCAUCUCCUGGGGACCUGUGUCAGCUGUGACUCCACCUGCACACAGCACCCUCAGCAGUGUGCACAGUUCUGUGAGAAAAGGCCCAGAAGCCAGGUGAACCUCCAGUCCGAGCUCAGGAGACCAGAGACCCGGGAGGUGGAAGCCAGGCCGGAUAACUUAGGAAGGUACCAGGGGUCAGAGCACAGUCCAGGAUUGAGGAUGAACAGUGACCAGCUGACUCUCUACUGCACCCUGGGGGUCUGCCUCUGCGCCAUCUUCUGUUGUUUCUUGGUGGCCUUGGCCUCCUUCCUCAGGCGUAGAGGAGAGCCACUUCCCAGCCAGCCUGCCGGGCAGCGUGGGUCACAAGCAAACUCUCCCCACGGGCCCAUGACAGAGGCUCGCAAUGAGGUGGCCAUGCCACCCCAGCCUGUCGAAACGUGUAGCUUUUGCUUCCCGGAGCGCAGUUCGCCCACUCAGGAGAGUGCACCACGCUCACUCGGGAUUCACGGCUUUGCGGGCACUGCCGCCCCGCAGCCCUGUAUGCGCGCAUCUGUCAGCGGCCUGGCUGUUGUACGCACGCCCACCGGGGACGAGCGUCCAGGAGCUUGACAGCCAGAAAA